This is a messenger RNA of Salvia splendens (bonfire salvia), 1872 nucleotides long. RefSeq names its product carotenoid cleavage dioxygenase 8 homolog B, chloroplastic. NCBI's taxonomy places the organism in Eukaryota, Viridiplantae, Streptophyta, Magnoliopsida, Lamiales, Lamiaceae. Bases 62 to 1732 code for a protein of 556 amino acids. The transcript has 6 exons. Gene Ontology annotation, molecular function: carotenoid dioxygenase activity. Gene Ontology annotation, cellular component: chloroplast. Gene Ontology annotation, biological process: carotene catabolic process. The record is from RefSeq and is a predicted model, not a curated record.
UUUCUUUCACCACAAUCACAAUCACAAUCAAACAUACACACUCAUCAAAUUGUUAGCAUCAAUGGCUUCCCUAAGAAUUUCUCCCAUCGCCCCCUUUACUCAGUCCAAAAGAAUCAACACCUCUCGUCGAGGCAAACAUGAGUCGUCCUUGUUCGGGACGACUUUCCCGAAUAGGGUUUUGAAUGAGAAUCGCCCACUGUUAGCUAUCUCCAAAGUUGCUACAAACCCCCCUUCCGAAGUUGUUCCAAAUCAAGGUGGUGGAAAUGUUGAUGAGAAACAUGUUGCUUGGACUAGUGUUAAGCAAGAAAGAUGGCAAGGAGAGCUUCAAGUUCAAGGCCAAAUCCCACAAUGGCUGAAUGGAACAUAUCUAAGAAACGGGCCGGGCCUUUGGCACAUCGGAGACUACAACUUCCGCCAUCUCUUCGACGGCUACGCCACCCUCGUCCGCCUCAGCUUCGACACCGGCCGCCUCGUGAUGGGCCACCGCCAAAUCGAGUCCGACGCCUACAAAGCCUCCCAAAAAAAUCAAAAACUAUGCUACCGUGAAUUCUCCGAGGCCCCCAAAACCGACAACUUCUUGGCCUACAUGGGCGACCUAGCCAAGCUCCUAUCCGGCGCCUCGCUCACCGACAACGCCAACACCGGUGUCGUGAAGCUAGGGGACGGACGGGUCGUGUGCUUGACCGAGACCCAAAAGGGGUCUAUUGUUAUAGACCCCGACACAUUGGACACGUUGGGGAAGUUCGAGUAUAGUGACAAUUUGGGCGGGCUGAUCCACUCGGCCCACCCAAUUGUCACUGAUACUGAAUUUAUUACUUUGUUACCCGAUUUAAUUAAUCCGGGUUAUCAAGUGGUGACGAUGGAGCCCGGGUCGAAUGAGAGGAAAGUGAUUGGGCGGGUGAAUUGUCGGGGUGGGCCAUCCCCCGGGUGGGUCCACUCGUUCCCGGUGACCGAGCACUAUGUGGUGGUCCCGGAGAUGCCACUUAGGUAUUGUGCACAGAAUUUGCUAAAGGCGGAGCCCACACCAUUGUAUAAGUUUAAAUGGCAUCCUGAGUCUAAAGGGUUCAUGCAUAUUAUGUGCAAAUCUAGUGGCAAAAUUGUGUCGAGUGUGGAGGUUCCUUUGUUUGUGACGUUUCAUUACAUCAAUGCUUACGAAGAGAAAGAUGAAGAUGGAAGAGUCACGGCCGUCAUCGCUGAUUGUUGUGAACAUAACGCCGAUACUAACAUUCUUCGAAACCUUACGCUUCAAAAUCUUCGCACACGCAACGGCGAAGAUGUGUUGCCUGAUGCAAGGGUUGGGAGAUUUAGGAUUCCAAUUGAUGGGAGCCCAAAUGGGACAUUAGAGGCAGCAUUGGAUCCAAAUGAGCAUGGCAGAGGCAUGGAUAUGUGUAGCAUUAACCCUAACUUUUUGGGGAAGAAAUAUCGCUAUGCUUAUGCUUGUGGUGCUCAAAGGCCUUGCAACUUCCCCAAUACCCUCACUAAGAUUGAUUUAGUGGAGAAGAAAGCCAAGAAUUGGUCUGAGGAAGGCUCCGUGCCCUCGGAGCCCUUCUUUGUGGCUAGGCCGGGUGCAACGGAGGAAGAUGAUGGUAUUGUGAUCUCAAUGAUAAGUGAGAAGAAUGGUGAUGGAUUUGCAUUGGUGUUGGAUGGAACUACUUUUGAAGAAAUUGCAAGAGCAAAAUUCCCCUAUGGCCUUCCUUAUGGUCUGCAUGGAGCAUGGGUUCCCAAGAAAUGAAUUUUUGAAGUUUAAUUAAUCUAUGUGCGUUUCACAAUCUUAUGUAUUUUGUGAGAUUGUUUAUGUAUCAUUUCUGGAAUAUGAAAAAAGAAAGUUUGAAAAAUUAUGUGGCAUUUGGUUUUUAUAUUGCAUAGUUCUAG